AAUUGUUGUGAUAAACUUAUUAAAUAGACCAGAAUGGACAACGAUGAAGAGGGUUUCAUCAAUUUCAAAGUUACUUCGGACGAUCUAGAGUUCGAAUUAGAUCCCCGAAGUUCGCGUAGGCAAACAAAGGAUGAGGCUAUCUAUGGUAUCUGGGCUCGUGACGAAGAAAAAAGACAGAAAUACUCAAAAUCAGCUUUCAGUUCUGGCAUCAAUUUUGUCAGUGGAGGUGUCUCGGAACCCAAGGACAUUGAGGCAGGUAAUUCAGAUGAAGCCGCCGAUGACAAUAAGGAUGAUGUGAUUACUGAUUCUGAAAAUGACGAGGACGAUUUUCGACCAGCUUCGUCUUCGCUCAGACCGGAAAGCAAUGCAAAAGAUGACCAGCAGAGGCGAGCAUUUGGUGCAGUUACAUCUCAAACUGCGUAUAGAGCCUCAAGAGAGUUUGGUAACUGGCAAAAAUACACAAAAGGAAUCGGGUACAAGCUGCUAGACAAGAUGGGGUACAUACCCGGAAAAGGUUUAGGUAGAAGCAAUCAAGGUAUUGUCAAUCCAGUGGCUGCCAAAAAGCGAAAGGGGAAAGCAGGAGUAGGAGCGAAUGGACCCGAGAGAGAAAACGAGGAGGAAGAUUUUGUAACCGACGCUGGUGGCCGACAACAACCGAACCAGAUGGCAGCGUCUGCCAAUCAAAAACGGCAAUGGAGGAAAACCAAAGCGGGUGAAAAGAAGGCAAACUACAAGUUUGUAACUGUUGACGAUUUGAGGCGGAAAGCAUUGACGACAAAGACAGCUGAUUUCAGUGCUCUAGGAAAUGUAAAAGUCAUUGACCGAACGGGACCUGAAACCAAAUAUCUGCAUGGAUAUGAUGAACUGGCACGUCAAUACAAGCGGCCUGCAAGUGACGAUGAGCUAUCAGAUGGAGAGAUUGAGAGUGCGAGAUCGGGAUUUGGAGCUCAAGCCAGGAUGCCGACUCCAUUUGGUGUGAAGUCUGCCUUCCAUAUGCCUGAGCUGAUGCACAAUAUCAACAAAAUAGUUGAAUCAGUGGAACAGCAGAUAAUUAAAGCGGACCAAACAGCGCUUCGAAGCGAAGAUAAAAUAGCACAUUUGAGAUACGAAGAAGAUCGUCUGUCGACACAAUUUAACGAAGAAGCAGACGAAAUAAGUCGUCUUUCGGAAGUGAUUGAACGACUCAAAACUCUUGAGAGUCAGUCGCGAUUCGGAGGCGAAGAUGGAAAUCUGUCAUUCAAAGACUUGACUGACAAAUUCGUGGGCGUGAAGCAACAGUUCCCCACAGAGUUUGUGUUGUACGAGUUGCAUAAUUUUACAAUUGCUCUUGUUUUUCCGAAAGCAAAAGUGGAGAUUAACAACUGGGACAUGUCUGCAGAAUCGCCAUCAGACUGUGUGGGUCCAGUGAAAGAGUUUGAAGCCUGGAAAGAUAUUUUGAAGGACAACAAGAACUCGCAGAAUAUAUAUGCUCAUAUGAUUUGGGAUAUAUGGAUGCCAAAAGUCAGAAGAUAUAUUCUAUCAAACUCAAUUCGUUCAAGUGAGCGUCUCAUAGAAAUUCUUGAAGCAUGGUCACCAUUGUUGCCCAAAAACAUAUUCAUCAACAUCGUGGAACAGUUUCUCAUUCCGAGGCUUCAAGAAGCCCUGGAUUCAUGGAACCCAGUUUCGGAUACAGUUCCAGUUCACUCCUGGAUCCACCCCUGGUUGCCGCUUUUGGGCGACAGAUUGCAACCUUUGUUUGUGACUAUCAGAACUAAGUUGGCCCAAUGUCUCGUUAACUGGGAUCCGACGGACAGAAGCGCGAAGAUGAUCAUCGAACCUUGGAGGGAUGUGUUUUCGAAGGGAGAGAUGGAAGCAUUCCUGAUUAAAGCGAUUUGCCCUAAGUUGAAGAUGGCUCUUCACCUAAUGCCACUGGACAAUACUAGUUCUGGAAUCGAACUGCUUCGAUCUGUGUUGAUCUGGCACGACCUCCUCUCUCUGCACCAGUUGAGUCAGAUAUUAGUGGCUCACUUCUUCCCCAAAUGGAUCCAGUGUCUCUGCGUCUGGCUGUCUAACCAGCCCAACUUCGAUGAGGUGGAGAAAUGGUACAGAGCAUGGCGGAAUGAGUUCCCUAUUCAACUUCUAGCUCUCAACGAAACCAAAGGUCACUUUCAUUCAAUUUGUGACCAUAAAAGCACACUAUUAACAGGCUCAAAUGACAAGUUUCUUCUUCUUUGGACAGUUUCAAAGAAAUUAAGAUCCAAAGCGCUUCGAAGCGAAGAUAAAAUAGCACAUUUGAGAUACGAAGAAGAUCGUCUGUCGACACAAUUUAACGAAGAAGAAGACGAAAUAAGUCGUCUUUCGGAAGUGAUUGAACGACUCAAAACUCUUGAGAGUCAGUCGCGAUUCGGAGGCGAAGAUGGAAAUCUGUCAUUCAAAGACUUGACUGACAAAUUCGUGGGCGUGAAGCAACAGUUCCCCACAGAGUUUGUGUUGUACGAGUUGCAUAAUUUUACAAUUGCUCUUGUUUUUCCGAAAGCAAAAGUGGAGAUUAACAACUGGGACAUGUCUGCAGAAUCGCCAUCAGACUGUGUGGGUCCAGUGAAAGAGUUUGAAGCCUGGAAAGAUAUUUUGAAGGACAACAAGAACUCGCAGAAUAUAUAUGCUCAUAUGAUUUGGGAUAUAUGGAUGCCAAAAGUCAGAAGAUAUAUUCUAUCAAACUCAAUUCGUUCAAGUGAGCGUCUCAUAGAAAUUCUUGAAGCAUGGUCACCAUUGUUGCCCAAAAACAUAUUCAUCAACAUCGUGGAACAGUUUCUCAUUCCGAGGCUUCAAGAAGCCCUGGAUUCAUGGAACCCAGUUUCGGAUACAGUUCCAGUUCACUCCUGGAUCCACCCCUGGUUGCCGCUUUUGGGCGACAGAUUGCAACCUUUGUUUGUGACUAUCAGAACUAAGUUGGCCCAAUGUCUCGUUAACUGGGAUCCGACGGACAGAAGCGCGAAGAUGAUCAUCGAACCUUGGAGGGAUGUGUUUUCGAAGGGAGAGAUGGAAGCAUUCCUGAUUAAAGCGAUUUGCCCUAAGUUGAAGAUGGCUCUUCACCUAAUGCCACUGGACAAUACUAGUUCUGGAAUCGAACUGCUUCGAUCUGUGUUGAUCUGGCACGACCUCCUCUCUCUGCACCAGUUGAGUCAGAUAUUAGUGGCUCACUUCUUCCCCAAAUGGAUCCAGUGUCUCUGUGUCUGGCUGUCUAACCAGCCCAACUUCGAUGAGGUGGAGAAAUGGUACAGAGCAUGGCGGAAUGAGUUCCCUAUUCAACUUCUAGCUCUCAACGAAACCAAAGCCUCUUUCAAGCAAGCAAUGGACAUGAUGACCAGGUCUGUCUCUGGAUCAUCUGUGAUGGGCUACGAGUAUGUCACCCCCAUUCCACAACAUCCAGGACCGCCCACUCACAAUAUGGGGGGCAUGCCUCAGCAUCAGUACCACCCAUACAACAACAGCGCCCAUCACCCGAUCUAUAACUACAAUAUGCCAGCUACUGCUGCUGACGGAUACGUGCCGCACAGCAUCUUGCGACUGCAACAGCAAUCAGGUGUCGACUCCUCGUCUGCAUCUAUGAUGCAAUUGGACACUUUCCGAGACCUAGUGGAACGAAGAUGCUCGGAACUGAACCUUCUGUUCGCACCUGUUCCAGGAGUAUUUCACGAUUCGCGCCAGGUGUACACUUUGGGAACUGUCAAAGUGUGCAUUGACAAGGGAGUCCUGUUUGUGAAUAAAGGGGGAGGGGGUACUAAAUGGCAGCCUAUGGCACUACCCGCUGUGCUGAGUUACGCGAAAGAUAGAUAAAUAAAAACUGGAAACUCUUAUUUGUUUGUUGCUGGGAGAACUUAUCUUCUGGCUUCUCUGAUGUAACUAUUGUUGCGUUUAUAAAAAGGGUUAAAUGUUUAUUUUGGAAGCUAUUUUUAAUUAAAUCACACUUUUUGAACGUUUUUA
Messenger RNA from Symsagittifera roscoffensis, 3963 nucleotides. RefSeq names its product tuftelin-interacting protein 11-like. Gene Ontology annotation, biological process: spliceosomal complex disassembly. Gene Ontology annotation, cellular component: U2-type post-mRNA release spliceosomal complex. The record is from RefSeq and is a predicted model, not a curated record. NCBI's taxonomy places the organism in Eukaryota, Metazoa, Xenacoelomorpha, Acoela, Convolutidae. The coding region runs from base 34 to 3816 and encodes 1260 amino acids. The transcript has 17 exons. Gene Ontology annotation, molecular function: nucleic acid binding.